Molecule: messenger RNA, 6281 nt
Organism: Tachysurus fulvidraco (yellow catfish)
Lineage: Eukaryota; Metazoa; Chordata; Actinopteri; Siluriformes; Bagridae
Gene: fgf4
Product: fibroblast growth factor 4
Exons: 3
Coding region: 420-977 (185 amino acids)
Biological process (GO): regulation of cell migration; positive regulation of cell population proliferation; cell differentiation
Cellular component (GO): cytoplasm
Molecular function (GO): growth factor activity; fibroblast growth factor receptor binding
Source: RefSeq, a predicted model, not a curated record
ACUGCUCAUAUGCGAGCGUUAUAAGGACUCGGUCCGCUGUCAGUGGUUCAUGUCUCCCCUGUGAUGCGGCGCUUGACGCGUGAUGUAAUUUCUCUGUACGCAUAAAUAUAGUCGUUGGGUCUAAAAAAGCGCGGCAUGACCGAGUUUUGUUUCUGAGCGGUGGUAAAGUCACUCAGGACCUGCACACUUGGACUCGAGUGUGAUUUCAGGGCACUUGCGGUAUCACAUCGAGCGCGACUUCAUGUCGCUCAACAGCUCGAGCCGCGGCUUCGCCUGUGAGUAAGCGCUUUUGCUCUGUGGAAUCUUUAUUUGGGGGGCGGCGAGGGGGGACCGUGAACACAAAAAUAGACAAAGAGCUUAUUUUUAGCGUAUUUGAACUGCUGCAGACAGUGACGCGUGCCUCCGUGUUGGUCAGGAGGAUGAGUGUUCAUUCGGCCCUCUUACCGUUACUGGUGUUGGGACUUGUGGCGAGCUCGGUGCGUUGCGCUCCCCUGCCCGUGGAGCGACGCUGGGAGACUCUUUACUCGCGCUCUUUGGCCCGGAUUCCCGGGGAGAAGCGAGAAGUUAACAGGGACAGUGAAUAUCUCACGGGCAUUAAGAGACUGCGGCGCCUCUACUGCAACGUGGGCAUUGGAUUUCAUCUCCAAGUAUUACCCGAUGGUAGGAUUACUGGGGUGCACAACGAAAACCGUUACAGUCUUCUUGAGAUAUCUCCGGUCGAGCGCGGAGUCGUGACACUGUACGGCGUCCGGAGCGAGCUAUUCGUGGCCAUGAACAGCAAGGGGAAGCUCUACGGAUCUGCGCAGUACACCGACGAGUGCAAAUUUAGAGAGACGCUCCUGGCAAACAACUACAACGCGUACGAGUCUAUGGCAUACCCGGGCAUGUACAUCGGACUGAGCAGAACAGGCAAAACAAAAAAAGGAAACCGAGUGUCAACAGCAAUGACGGUGACACAUUUCUUGCCGAGAAUCUAAACGAACAGGGGAAAAAAGUAGAGCCCGGACGAUGCACUUUCUACAAAUAUUACACACCAGGUCAAGUGUAUCGCAUUAUUACUAUCAUCAUCAUCAUCAUCAUCAUCAUCAUCAUCAUCAUCAUCAUCAUCAUCAUGUAUAUUAGCCUAUUUAUUAUCGUUCGUUUUAUAUUUCUUUUUAAACAGCCUCUUUCUAUGGGUGGAAAAACACUUUUAAUUUAUUUGUUUAUUUAUCCUUUCUGCUGCUAUCAAGUGUUUAAUAACUGAAAUUCCUACAAUUAACUACAAUAAGGAUUUUUUGCACUGUUUUUUUUUGUCAGUUUGUUUAUCUCUUUUGAAAACUUUUAAGGAGAUGAGUGGUGGAUGUUUUGUCCUCAAAACAAAUGCUUAAACUUAGACUACGUCUAAAACCGCAUAUAACUAAACCUACAGUUUAGUAUGCGUUUAGGGCAUAGCCUCAUGGUGAAGUGCAUGGCCUGUCGAAAAUGAGACGAGUUACAAUUUAGGACCACGGAGGAAGUCAUCAGUAUGACUUAUUUUUAAAAUUACAGUUGGCUAUGAAUUGUGGUGCUGCGGCUAGGUGUAGUCUUAUUAAUGAUUUUUUGCAAAGACAAAGCAAAUCAUUGUGGUGAAACCUUACAGCAGCCACUGUUUCAGAAAUAAAUGUACCAAGCUAUACUUAUCCUUGUCGCAUUUGUACCUUUAGUAUGUAUCUUUUACCUGGGAAAGUGCAUGAGGUUUACCUUUAAUUAUUCUUCAAAGGAAAGAUACAUCACUCCUUAAAGUCCAAUUAUAUACCUUAAAACAUGCUUAAAGGUAUAGCAAUACAUAUUGGUACCACUCCAGUGACAAACAAAAGAUUAGUUUGGUCCCAUUGUUUCUGAAAUUAUAUUUUAUAUUUCAGUCAGCUCGUAGAUAAUUUCAUAUAAGUUACUUGAACAUGCUCCAAGUCAUAUUCCUGACUUCCAAAGUGGCCUAUGUGAAUUGCAGGAUUAGCAUGAACACAGGAUUAGCUCAAGUUUCUUGACUUGUGAUAUUGUACCAACCCCAGUGGUAUUACGCACUGAAGCUAUUGUCCAAUGUCCGAGCUCUGGGGGUCUAACUGAAACAGUAUCAGCUUACUCUCGGCCACUGAAAGUGGGCUGUUGAAGUUCUACACCCCUCAAAUCUGUUUUUAGCUCUGCUCCAGUAGGGUGGGGUGUGGGCGUCUUGUGGGAUGGGGGUUAUCUGAACUCUGAACUUAUCUGCUGUCAAUCUUUGUCAGAUCUAUAGAGGAACAUAUCUUCAAGUAAAAUCCAGACCACUUCAUUCAAAUGAAAUUUACUUCAGUUUUCCCUGUGGUACAAAUGGGCCAUGGUGGUGUUCAGGGAAGCGUUAUAAAUGAAAGAAACUGCAACUCAGUGUUCAUAUACUGUAUACUGAUAAAAGAACAUGAGAUGUAUAGAAAAUUGAGCCAUUGAGUUGAACACUUAAUCUUUAAAACUCAAUCAUCAUAGACCCCUAGACAGACAGUUUUCUUGUGUCCGACCUUACUUGUACCACUUAUUCAGAGUUCUUGAUUUCUUGGUAGAGGUGUGUUCAGGUCUGGGAUAAAGCACAAAUACAGGAAUAGUCAGGUUGAGAAACACUAUUCAUAUUCAUCUUUUUUCAUUUGUUUGUUUUUGUGGUUUAUUGAUUUAUUUAUUAUUUUAUAUGUUUAAAGGAGACAUAUGUCCCUUUCAGUCAUCCUCUACCUCAUAACGUUGUUGACUGACAGACUCCUCUUCCCAGUUUUGCUGACAGCAAAUGUUCUUCCUGUUGCUGCAUCUCCCCUCGGCUGAAGUCCUGGAAGGCCACUAGCUGCGCCUUGUCACGUUUGAGCUAUCUUUAACCUGUGAUUUACUUUUAGAAAUGAUAAUCAUGGUGGAAAUAUCUGAAGACAGCUGUGAGACUGCACUAUAUGCUUGACCGGUAACCCUAUAUUUUACUGUAUAUACAUUUUUUGUUAAAUAGAAAAUUGCUUAAUUGGUGAAAUGCCGAGUGGCUGCUUUUUAAGUUGGGUGUUUCAGGAGAAGUACGCUUACUGCUAUAAACAGAAAAAGGGUUAAUCAAAUCCAUUUAGGACUGACAGAAAUGAUCUCAAGUGAAGCAUUCCUUUUUAAUAUAUUUGUUUGUCAUAGGUACAAAAUUAAAUUAGCAUGAAAAUGAUUUGAGAUUGUUCUUUAAUUAAUUAAAGUCACAUGUUUUGUGUUACAUAGCGAAUAUGGACAGGGAUAUGUAGAUGAGUGGAUUGAUAGGGGUGGAUGUGACUGGUGAAUAGGUUCAAAUGUCAGUGAAAAUCUCUUGCUAGACUGCCUCAAGAACGAAAGUCUGUAUCAGAUAUCACAGCCAUAUUGAGAAAUUUUGAUGAAGACGCAGAGAAAUCUGUAUUACAGUAUUUGUUAAAAUCCACUGCAUUGUAUAAUUCCUCUGCAUUACUAAUGGUCAUGUUUAUAUUCUUCCUAACUCUGUAGAAUUAUACAUUUUAUAUGAUUUACCUGAAAUGUUGCGUCAGAGGAGCCAUUUCCCUCUCCAUACUUCUUCUUUCCUAGAGCCGUGUCAAACCUCUCUCCAAAUGGAGCUGUUUUGCAUCAUUGUGGAUAUUGUUUACAAUUGGCUGGAUGCUCAGUGAAGGCAAAUAGCUUCUCUGACCCUCAUCAUGAUCUGGAACAGAUACAAAUCACCCGGACUAAAUUUGCUUAACCAAAAGCGUGCAGUAACAACAAGCACAGUCGUGAACUCCGACAAUGCAUGAACAGAAAUGCAACAUUGCCUAAUUUAAUCAGCCACUCCACAACCACCUCUAGUAGCCUAAUGUCCAUUUUUAUGAUUUGUCCUUAAAAAAAUAUAUGAACAGUAUGAACAUAAACUAUUCAUUUUUAUUUUUGACAAUUCCUUUAUGGCCAUUUCUCCGCAUCUCUGGUGAAGCUGUUAGACGGUCUGUCUGAGUCCCGUGGUGGUGUGCUCUGAACUUUGUUGUAACAUUUACCAAAUAUUGUCUGUAGUUUUAUACAGUUCCUGUUCAACAUUGUGAUGUAUGUGCUGUGCACAUGACAAUACCCUAACUUAAGUGGAAGUUAAUAAAGCUCAAAACAAAAAAGAGCUGUGUGCUUUUAAUGCCUCCCUUUUAAAGAAAAAGCAGGGCUGAACAGAAGCAGGGUUUGACCCGUGUCCACAAACCACAUCCACAGCUGGCAUGCUGUAGCAUCAUCUUAACCAGGCAUCAAUAGACCAUAGUCACAUAAAACAUUAGCAAGAAUAGGUCACUUUGGAGUUUAAGUAUAGAAAAAAAAAGUUUGCUGGUGAGCCUAAAAAUAUGCUUACAGACACUGCUAGACUAUGCGUGGGCAGCAUUUCUGCAGGGACAGCAAUGCCAAGUCACUGUCUUGCCUUUGUUUACUUCGUCCAGGGCCUGGUUUGCAGAUUGGGUGGCUUUUAAAGGCCGAACGGUUACUCCCAAGAGUGUAAUCCUCCCCCUUUAGUUCAGUAAGCUUCAUGCAGUAGACGCCUGGGAGGGUGCAGGAGGGAAAGAGACUCUGCCCUUCCAGGCAUGCACUUCCCUGAAAGCAGAGCUGGAGAAGGCUCUUCCUUAUUCCUUAUUCUGAGUGUUGACUAAUGAAGUUUUUUCUAGUCUUUUACAGCAAAUUUACUUACUUUGUAUCAUAGAUUAAUUCUUAAAACGCUCAGUUUAUCACAAAACACCACCCGCUAAGUCCAAAACAGUUUACUAAGCACAAUGCAGAUGACAUUUACAAAUCAAUUUUCUCCCUGAUUGAAGUCAUUUUGGCACGGGAGCAUAUAAGCUGUCAGGCUUGACUCUAUUUACAAAGAUCAGCAUAUAGAAAUCCCUGCAAAGCUCCACAGUCUUGCUGUCAUUUUAAUGUUAGCACUUGCUACUAAAUGGACAACAGAAAUAGAUCUUUGGUCAACAGGACUCUGAUAUUGGACUUGAAUGUCUACAGAAGCCUGAAAACCAUUUGACUGUUUAAAUCUGAAAUAAUUGAGGUCAUAGUGGAAGUGUAGUUAUAAAGGCACACGUUAAUAAAAAAGUACAUCAUGGCUGCUUAUUUCUAAGAAAAAAGUACAUCACAGAUUCAUUAACAUUUUCAUCAUCCAUGUCUAGCAACAGAAAUGACUUUAAAAAGUUUCUUUUGAUAGUGUCGGCGAAUCCAAAGCAUCCGCAAACUUCUAUUCAAAUAAACAUCAUGCCACAACAAAAGAGCAGGCAAACAGAGACAGGUGUGGUCACUUAAUACACAACACAAGUAUUCCUGGCCAUGAGCUGGAGCUAAAUGGAGCUCUGUCAUUGCCUGAAAGAAUGACAGCUUUCUGCUCCAAUAAACAGAAUGUAUGAGGGUUGUAAAGGCCCCCCUUAAAAUAGCUGCCCUAUUCCACCUACCUGCGUCAGCUCCGUCGUCUGUCAACCAAAUAAACAUUCAACCGCCUCUCAAGUGCCUCUUCUCCACUAAACAGUUUGGCCCUGAAACUGCCUUUAUAUCACAACAAGCCUUUCAAGUUCCCCAGCACAAAGACUUCACAGGGUACCCCAAUGGCCGAAACAGCUCACAACGAUGCGUUUGCUAACAGGAAGUGCAUUGGCUGCUAAUUGACCGAUCAGUGAUUGGUACUCCUGGAGACCAGGCAGAUGUUUGGGAAAUGGAGCUGCUAGUGCUAAGCUACAGUAACUUGAAUAUACACAGCAUCUACUGUAACAAAAUAUGGCACAUAUUCUUAAGGGGAUAGUAAUAUUAGAUUAUAAAUGAGAUAUUUGAAAGUAUUUAGUCAGAGCACUAGUAGACGUAGACGAAGUUUUUCAGCCUUUAUAUCAAGAAAUAAAAAGUGUUAUAAAUAAGCCGUUGAUUUGUUGACUCCAUAGUAAAAUCAGUGCAUACUAUUAGAACUGAACAUUCAAAUUUCUUUUAACCAAUGAAUCCGAUGAUCUUUGUUUUAGGUUUUAAUUUAUAUUUAGCCAUCAGGAAACAAAAGAGGCUUUUUUAUUGGUUGUUUAUUUAUUUGUACAAAACUGUCAUAUGAUCUUUAAUUGUAGCUGUGAAAUUAAACAUUUUUAAUGAUAUAUGGUAUGUCUGUGGAUAAUUCUGUUUCCUGCCUGAAACCAUUUUGUGCCGUUGAAAUGAAACGUAAUGAUGGGGGCUUCUCAUGUAGGUUUCAGUCUCCACCUGUGGGAUUAAUCUGUGGGUUAAUUACUGGACCGGUUUCCCAUUCUGCAUCAUUUCCGAUGUUAAGAUAAAAAUAGGGAUGAUAUGAAUGCAGAAGAAGCAGCCAUUGU